AUGGAGUUACCGUCUAUCCCAGUGCCGCUGAACGACUUCAUAGCCUAUCUGGAUAAAUAUAGUCGUGAUGAAGUUCUUACCGGCAGUGCGAUGGCUCCGUUCAAAGCCUAUGAGUAUAAGCUCCGUGAGGUUUUUGCCCAAGAGCCUGACGAUAAAAUCCUUGAGGACCCUCAUCUCAGUGUUCUCCCCGUUUAUAACGGUCAAGCCGAACGCCUUAAGGUGAAAGCGCGGGAUCUUCUUAACGAAAGCCCAGCGGACGCUGAAAAGUAUAUUCUUCCACUGAUUCACAGAGCACGGAAAGAGAAUGGCGGCCCUGCCAUUGUUCCGACGUUCAAUCAGUUCAUGGAUAAUUUCAGACUGUUUUCGGAGUUAUCCUUGGUUGACAUGGACUGGAGCAAUGUUGUUGCGUCUGGAAGUGCUGUGACUACGUGCCUGUUGCCUGUUCCUGACAAGUACAGUUCCUCCCGGAAGGCCCAGAGAGAAUACUACCACGAAAAAAUUGCACCUUCCUCCGACGUCGAUCUGUUCCUCUAUGGGCUUAACGAAGAACAGGCUAUCGAGAAAAUCAAACAGAUUGAGACAUGCGUCCGCAACAAUAUUUUGGAGGAAGUCAGCGUCAUUCGAUCCAAAAAUGCCCUGACAAUUGUCUCAAAAUAUCCAGUUCGCCAUGUCCAGAUAGUUCUCAGGCUCUAUAAAAGCGUCUCGGAAAUUUUGACAGGCUUCGAUGUCGAUUGUGCCUGCACCGCAUUUGAUGGCUCGCAGGUUUGGGCCAGUCCCCGGGCAAUCGCAGCUUUUGCUACUCAGACGAACUCCAUCGACCUCACCCGGCGUUCUCCUUCGUAUGAAAACCGCCUUGCCAAAUAUGCCCACCGCGGAUUUGAGGUGCACUGGCCGGCCCUGGACCGUUCCAAGAUUGAUCCGACAAUCUUCGAAAGAAGCUUUAAUCAUAUUGUUGGCCUCGCCCGACUCAUAGUUAUGGAGAAAUUUCCUACCCAAGCUGGGAGGGAAAAGUACAUUGAACAGCGCCGUGCAGCCCGAGACAGACCUCCUCCAGCCGGUGGGAUGAUCUAUUAUCGCAACAGAGCAAACCUGAAAGAAGUCCAACCGGAAGAUGUUGCAGAAUGGGUUGAGCAAGAGGAUGUUUCUAACUACCACACAUUCACCAUUCCGUAUGGGCCAAAAUACACCCCCAAGAAGAUCGAGAAAUUAAUCUACAAGAAGGAUUUACUCCUAAAUGCUGAGUGGAACAAGCCUAAGGAUCGUUCUGUGGAUUUGCAUAGGCACCCUGCGUUUUUCGGUAGCGUAGAGCACGUCAUCGACGAUUGCUGUGGGUUUUGCCCUGUUCCGCUUACAGACGAGGAGAAGGACAUCUCAGAGCAGGAGGGUAAAAAAUACGUGUCAGGCAAAGUCCAAUUUAUGAAAAAUGAUCCUGGAAGACAAACAAUCGGGAGCUUCAAUCCUACAACGGAUUCAGAUUGGACUGAAUUCGCGUACGUCAACGACACAGAAAGUCUCUGUAAAGCCAUUGUGGAGGGAGAUAUUGCCCACGUUCAAAAGUGUUGCACGCAGGAAAACUUCAAUGUAAACCAGCGAGACUACACUGGGCGCAUGCCUUUGCAUCUAGCAAUAAUGUGCGGCACCCCCGAAAUCGUACAAUGCCUCGUCAACCGCGGGGCCCGGCUUGUGAGCCGCGUCGCUGGCGGAUUCACCUCCCUUCAUCUUGCUGCUGCUCGCGGGGAUGUGAGAAUCUUGCGAGCCAUUCUUCGGAAAAGCGAGGCAAAUCAGGUGGAAUAUCUGGAAAAAUCAAAUAAAAAUCCAGAAACUGCUGGACAUGAUAUCGAAUCCGCCUCAGAUGGCGACGAUGAGGAGGAAGGUGAAGGAGAGUUUGACGACAUUUCAAUGGUGAGAACCGGCACACAGUCCCCCUAUGCCGCCACUCAAGGGUCAAUGGUCGUUGUUACCGACCCCUCAAAGGUCACCAUGGAAGAACAGAACGACGAGGAAGAUGAGCCUAAUUUUUACGAUAAUCUCGGUGUUGUUUCGUGGGAUAUCCCACUUAGUCCGCUUCAUGUGGCUAUUCUAAAUGGCCAUGUCGAUAUUGUCAACUGCCUUGCCACGGAAUUUGGUGUUGAUGUAAGCCAGCCGUUCGUAAAGAAGGAGUACAGUCAAUCUCAUGUGCUCUUUUCCAUGCUCCUUGCAAUGCACCACCCUUUCAAGGUAUCCAAGGCUCUAUUACAGACCCUCCUAGAGCUUGGCGCUUCUUCCACACAAGCCGAUAUGCAACAUCUGACAGCGUUUCAUUCUCUUGUAAUGGUUGGAGAAUAUCGACUUCUUGACACGAUUUUCAAAUUCGACGGACCCGCUGCCCACCUUGCAAUAAAUCACCCGACUGUCACUACUGAUUGGCGACCUAGAGCUAUACUACCUUUGACGACAGCGGUUAGGCACAAGGGCAUUGCUAUGAUUGAAAAAUUAUUGGACAACGGCGGCACUCUAUCCGUGCCCACUGAACGUCACCGACGUUUUUGGGCUCGCCAGGGAAAGAUUAUGAAGGUUGAGGCUUGUAUGGUUCAACCGAUUGUUAAAGCGGCUGAAUUUGCAACACCUGUGGUGGUCGGAAAGCUCUUGGAUGCCGGGGCAGAUCCUAACGCAAUGACGACAGAUACGUACGCAUUACUUGAUUCAGAUUUUGGAAGCUCUAACAAUGGUCGGACUGUUCUUGAUGUUAUUGGCGCGCGAAAGGAUUUCCUGAAGCCAUUGAUUCAGCAUCGCAGUAAACCCAUCACAUCUCUAAAUGCAGAGUUUGAAUCGGACGCGGUUUAUUUGGAUGGUCUGGUGGAAGGGACAUUUGAAUAUUCCUUCGUCCAGAAGGAGCUCGCCAUGGCCAAAAUUGCAGUUGAGAUAAUCGAAAAUGAGUUGAACAGCGAAAGAUUUACGAAAGCUGAACAACAAGAGAAGCGGAAGGCUGACUGGAUCAAACGUGAAAUCGAGGCUCUAGAGAAAGUCGAACAAGCCUUGAAAGAAAAAGGUGGCAAAACCUUUGCAGAAUUGCACCCUACACGUGAUGGCACUGCUCAUGUUCAACAUGGGAGGGACGGAAUGCCUUUAGUUCUUGAUGAAACAACAUUGAAGAAGUUUGAAAUCGAUUAUACCUUUACAGAUCAAGAUGUUGGAGAUCUGGAUACGAAACAGUAUCUUCCACUGUUCCAAGCCGCAUGGGAUGGUGAUCUCGCGAGAGUCAAGCAACUUACCACCGAGCCACAGGCUCCGAAUAAAUCGUCAUCGUCGCUUCAGCUUACGGCAAUGCACAAAGUGCGGCUCUUUGACCCAUUCGCUAUUGCUGUGGCUCGGGGCCACUUCGAGCUGGCUAGGUCCAUUCUUCAAGAUGUUGAGGCUCAACAAGUCCAACCAGAUACCAAAAAGUCAAGCCGUAAAGUAUACGAAGUUGUUGUUGACUCUAACGUUAAUGAUUACAGUUCCAGCGGCGAAACUGAUGAUGACUCGGAUAAUGAUGGGGUCGGUGUGCGUUUCAACGUUGUUAACGACCAGCAAACCAUGGAUGAUGUUCGAGAUACCAUGAACGCCGGUAAAUACACGACUUCCCCCUUUUACCUUCUCACUCGAAGCCGAGAUAUGUCUCUAUUCCUGGGAGGUGGAGAUACGGAAUUUGAGAAAAGCGAACGCAAACGCUUGUCCAACAUUGUAGGGAGCUGGACUCGGGAUCAUACUUAUUGGGCCACACAAACUAUGAAGGCAUCUUUCGCAAUCCAGGGCAUGUCUCUACUCGAGUUUGCUGUCCGGCAAAAUGACAUGGCAGCAGUCAAAUUUUUAGUCGAGCAGCAAACACACUACCUUAUCAAGAGUAAAUCUAACGACGGUGACUGUCACAAGUUUAUCACGGUUAGCUUUGAUAUAUUCAAACUAGCUGUGAAGAAUGGCAAAACCGAGAUGUUAGGUUUUUUCAUGUCGAAAACGGGGAUUGGAUUGCCAUUUCAGGCUCUGAUGGAGGAAGCUGGUGUCAAAUUGAAAACUAAACAUAAGUAUUAUCGAGGCCUCUCUGUGUACGGGAGGAAACGUGAAGAUUGGGCGACCGAAAACGUAUACCCUUAUGGACGCUCGUUACAAAGCUCCGACUCACUUCUUUUGCUCGCCAUUACGUUGAAGAAUCUUGAGUCUGUUAAGUGGUUCCUUAGCGAUGAGCCCGAAAAGAAGUAUAGGGAAUUUCUACACACUUUCAGAGACGACAGUCGCCUGGCGCCCCUUUUCCAAGAAGAGAGUGGAUUUGAGGCGAUGAUAACAUCCUGGCUGGGUGCUCGACGAAAUUUGGCUCUCCACUGUGCUGUAAUGGCCGCACCAACUGAGGAACUUGGCAAUUCUCUCGUUCACUUCAUCCUCCAACGGUUUCCAGACUCCUUGCACACGAGGAAUGCUGAUGGUCUCACACCACUGCAUCUGGCAUUUGCUGGUCAGAGGAUUAUGGCCGCCAGGGCCCUUGUUGAGGCUGGAGCAGACCAAACCGCUCGGGACAAUGAUGGCCGUAACAUGCUUCAUUACAUUCUCGUUUCACGUCCUUCCUCCGCCAAUCACUCUGCUGAAAUCGUUAGGGUGCUGAGUGGUAUCUUAGAUCCUGGAGUCCUCUCAACCCUUGCAGUACAAAGAUCUCGUUUACAGUCUGCAAGAUCACUAAGUUAUGUCGAAUGGGGUAGGCGGAGUCCAUUGUCAGAGUGGCUUCAAAAGUCGCACAAGAUCACGACAGAUACGCUGGAAGCAAUACUGGACAUUACUGGCGGAAAGGAGCUCUAUAUCCUUGACGAAGAAGGAAACUAUCCAAUUCAUCAAGUUACCAGAAUUCAGAACAUCGAGUAUCUUCGAGUUAUGUUAAAGAGGGAUUCCAGUCUUGCCAAUCUGGAAAACGCCACAGGAAUCACUCCCUUAGAGAUUGCGGAGAACAAGCUCAUAAGUUACCUAAUCCAAACCCUUAACGCUACAACCUUGAAAAUCAACCGCGAAAAUUACAGGUACUACGGAGGAACUCCUAUUAUUUACCAAAAUCUUAAUGAUCCUUACAGACCAGACACCAAGUUCAAGUCCAGCCCGUUCAGCACCUUUGAUUCGAUAGAUGAUGAACCAACCAUUUCGUGGAAGAAGUGCAGCCAAAGUAAAAUCGUGCAGUUGCUGCGCAAUGCUUCAGCGAAAUCAGACAAGAAGAGGAUCCUCGUCAGCUUGCAGGAUGCGAACGAGCUGGUGAGGCGUGUGUCGGCUAUCCAGCAGAAAAUGGGUGCGGUUCAUCCGUUCACAGAUGUGGAUGGCGAUGCUGAGGAAGGGGACCGCGAUAGGGUUACGAUGACUGACGAGGUAAAGGCAUGGAUGUCAACGCUGGACGAGCAGUCUUUUGAGGUGACAGCGAUUUUGGAAGAGGAGGAAAAGACCAGGUUGCGGAGGGGAAAUGGAACUAGUGGUGAUGAUAGCAGUGACAGUGAUGAGGACGAAGAUAAUGAGUAA
Messenger RNA from Paracoccidioides lutzii Pb01, 5502 nucleotides. RefSeq names its product ankyrin repeat protein. The record is from RefSeq and is a predicted model, not a curated record. Bases 1 to 5502 code for a protein of 1833 amino acids. Gene Ontology annotation, molecular function: protein binding. The transcript is spliced from 8 exons.